UGGGAGAUUUAUACUAGAUGGUAGCACGGAGCUAGCGGCAGAAAUGACCGAAAAUGUGAUAAAUUAUGGACAUCAAGUGGAUAAAUCUUGGAUGAUCAGAUGUAACUUUUGUCUUCAUCAACACCACCUACAUAACAUGGACUCAAGCCCAGAGCUACUGCAGAACUCACUACACAGACCUGGCCAGUGUGAGGAACAUGACAGAGAACCAGAAGGUACUGGCGAUGACAGCUGCUGGAGGAUCCUAUGUCUGGAUCGGCCUUUUCAGAGAUUCCUGGAAGUGGUCAGAUGGAAGUACCUCCUCAUUCAGCUUCUGGAAGACCGGCCAACCUGAUAACAACAACGAGACUUGUGUCGCUGCAGACUUCAGCCAAUCAGGAGCCUGGGAGGACUGGUCCUGUGACAUGGAGAGAGCGUUCAUUUGCUACGGUCCAGCGGUUCCUGUUUCAAAGAAAGUGCUGAAAGUGAAGUUUGAGAACAAGAAGAAUCUGGAUCUGAAUGACCCUGCUGUGAUGGAGGCCAUGUUGAAGCAGCUGAAACAGAAGCUGAGGGCCCAGGGGCUGGACGACAACAUCAAACUGAGCUGGAGGAAGCAGGCUGAUGGAAAAGUCUUCCACAAGGAAGACAAGAAGACCAACAAGAGGAGGAGGAAGAGGGAGGAGCUGUAAUGUUGAGUUGCUGCGUCUGGUUUCAUCAGAGAAAAGUCUGGUUCUUUGCAAGCAGAAAUACUAAAUAUAUUCACAGCUUCUAGCUUCUCAAAUCAUGAAUAUUUAUUUUUUGUCAUAUUUGAUCAUAAACUUAAUAUAUUUGAGCUUCAGACUGUUGUUAGAAUAAAUCAAGACUUUAGUAUUUAUCCGAUUUAUCAGCUUUGGGGAAAUAUAACCGACAUGUUUUACUGAUUUACUGUUUCUUCUUUAAAAUCUAUUUUAAUGAGAUAAAAUGUCUUUCUUUGUUUGAGAGUAAAGGGUUUUUCACACGGGGAGCGACCCUUGGCCUGCGUAGUCGUGUCAUGUGAUGGACAACGCUCCGCGAUCAAUGUGUGGUAACCAUGGAGAUACUGUAUCCCUGCUGUACAACUGGAUGAGAUCAUCUGACUGUGGUUUCAUAUCUCCCUAAUCACAGGUGGAUUUAUAACACAUAGUGGUAAUCCUAGUCUUUCCUAACCACAGACAGUUAUUGUUGAUAGCUAAAGUUAGCUACAUUAGCAUAGUUAGCUACAUUAGCAUAGUUAGCUACAUUAGCAUAGUCAUGAUUACGGACGUCUUGUGCCGAUGUUCUGAUAACUGUUUAGAAAACACUUUUAUAUUUUAGUAAACUCACAAACAGAAGAGGAAGUUGCACCACAUGAAGGCCCCGACCUUGGCGUGUGUGUGAGUAAGAUAACAGUUUCUGCCUAAGAAACAAGAAGACCCCCCCCCCCCUGUGAGGAUAGGAUAAGUAUAAGAUAAGAUAGGACUCAGUAAUCAGACUGAUCCUUGUGUUCUGGUAAACUUAAGUCCAAUGAAAGAAGGCGUGAGAAUUAUUAAAUUGGAGUCAGAUUGACAGGCCUUAGGGUCUCAUUUGGACAAAUUCCUUACAGUGUGUGCAUGUGAUGAGCACGAACGCCACAGUUGUCGCGUCGCCUGUCAAACUGCCCCCCCCCCCACCACCUGCCUGACCGCUCUCCUCUCAUUGAAACCAUCGCCCCCCGUGUGGAAAGGCCUUAACAAGGCGUCUGGCUGUGAUGAGUCAGAAUAUCUUUAAAUGAGUGAUAUAGAAGAUAAUCAUGUGAAUAUAUUAGUGUUGUGCUGUCACCUUAUAAACAAACUCAAUCUGAAGAUGUUUUUACAGUUUUCAGCCGUGAUCCAGAAUGAAAAUCUGCAGAAUUGAACCGAUUGUUUAUCAGGUUGGAGGUGGAGAUGUUUUAUUUUAAUUUGUUUAAAAUCUGGGUAAUAUUCUGUCUGCAGAUUCUGUGUGGCUCUGGUUAUUAGAGAUGCAAACUUUAAACAUUUCCCUAAAACUUGAUGUGACUGUAACAUCUUCCAGACAGAAACACUAAAUAUAUUCACAGCUUCUCAAACAGGAAGAUUUGAUGCUUUUCUUUGUUAUAUUUGAUCAUAAACUUAAUAUAUUUGGGCUUUAUACUGUUGUUAGAAGAAAAACAAUAUUUUAGUAUUUAUCUGAUUUAUUGUCUGUGGGGAAAUAUA
Molecule: messenger RNA, 2186 nt
Organism: Perca fluviatilis (European perch)
Lineage: Eukaryota; Metazoa; Chordata; Actinopteri; Perciformes; Percidae
Product: macrophage mannose receptor 1-like
Exons: 4
Coding region: 198-668 (156 amino acids)
Source: RefSeq, a predicted model, not a curated record